UUUGCAGACACACUACAUCAAGACAAGUGAAGAUGGCGGAUGUGUUGAGUGUUCUCCGUCAGUACAACAUCCAGAAAAAAGAGAUCGUCGCUAAAGGAGAUGAAGUUAUAUUCGGGGAGUUUUCCUGGCCGAAAAAUGUCAAGACCAACUACAUAAUCUGGGGAACUGGUAAAGAGGGCCAGCCCAAAGAGUAUUAUACUUUGGACUCUAUCUUGUUCUUACUCAACAAUGUGCAUCUUCCGCAUCCAUCCUAUGUGCGAAGAGCUGCAACAGAGAACAUCCCUGUUGUCAGGCGACCUGAUCGAAAAGGCUUGCUGUCGUAUCUCAAUGGAGAGAGUUCGACAUCGACAAGCAUCGACAGAAGUGCACCUAUAGAAAUAGGUUUGCAGAGGCCAACACAAGUGAAAAGAGCAGCAGAUGAAGUUUCUUCUGAAGCCAAAAAACCAAGAAUCGAGGAUGAGGAGCGGGUGCGUCUGGAUAAGGAGCGUCUGGCUGCCCGUCUGGAGGGCCAUAAAGAGGGCAUCGUGCAGACGGACCAGAUCAGGUCUCUGUCUGAGGCCAUGUCAGUGGAGAAGAUCGCAGCCAUCAAAGCCAAGAUCAUGGCCAAGAAACGUUCCACCAUCAAAACUGAUCUGGAUGAUGACAUCACCCUGAAGCAGAGAAGCUUUGUGGACGCCGAGGUGGACGUCACCCGAGACAUUGUCAGCAGAGAGCGGGUGUGGAGGACAAGGACCACCAUCCUGCAGAGCACCGGAAAGAACUUUUCCAAGAACAUCUUUGCCAUCCUUCAGUCAGUGAAAGCCAGAGAAGAAGGGCGAGCACCGGAGCAGAGACCAGCACAGAACACUUCUCAAGCUGACCCGUCCUUAAGGAACAAGCAGCCAGUCCAAGCUGCUUACAACAGAUAUGAUCAGGAGCGAUUCAAAGGAAAAGAGGAAACGGAGGGUUUCAAGAUCGACACCAUGGGCACAUACCACGGCAUGACCCUGAAGUCAGUGACGGAAGGAGCGUCUGCUCGGAAGGCCCAGACCCCCGUUCUGCCGCCAGUACCGCGUCCAGUAUCACAAGCCAGACCUCCACCAAAUCAGAAAAAAGGUUCACGGACGCCAAUCGUCAUCAUCCCCGCCGCCACCACCUCACUUAUUACUAUGCUCAAUGCCAAGGAUCUUCUGCAGGAUCUGAAGUUUGUUACUCCAGAGGAGAAGAAGAAGCAAGGUAUUCAGCGGGACAAUGAAGUUCUGCUUCAGAGGCGCAAAGAUCAGAUCCAGCCGGGUGGCACAACACUGAGUGUCACUGUCCCGUAUCGAAUCAUCGACCAGCCUCUUAAACUGGCUCCACAGGACUGGGAUCGAGUGGUGGCCGUGUUUGUGCAGGGUCCUGCCUGGCAGUUUAAAGGCUGGCCGUGGCUGCUGCCUGAUGGAUCUCCUGUCGACAUUUUCGCCAAAAUCCGAGCCUUUCAUCUGAAGUACGAUGAGGCCAAGAUUGACCCAAACGUGCAGAAGUGGGAUGUAACUGUGCUGGAGCUGAGCCGCCAUCGACGCCAUCUGGACCGGCCUGUCUUCCUGCGCUUUUGGGAAACCCUGGACAGAUACAUGGUCAAACACAAAUCUCACCUCAGGUUCUGAGCCCAGUCCAUAGCAUCCAUCCCCCAAAAAUCCUACAACUAAAUUCAGCAACCUUCCAACUCUCCUGGGUCCUCGUCCUGCCAAGGUAGCUCCUCUCAUAAGAGCGGCCAUCGCAGUUUCCAACAUUUUAACAGGAGGAAGAGAACAGAUGAUCCUGCAGACUUCCUCACUUCCUCUGGAACUCCUAUGGGGGUGGUUGUGGAAAUGUUGCUCUGGACAGUGAAGAGGACAUUUUUGUUUUUGUUGUAAUUGUUUUCUAAUGAUUUCAUGUAGUUAUACAAAAAUACCAAAAUGUUUUCUAUAAAAACAUAAUGUGGAAAAAAUUUAGCUGAUUUAAGGCAACAUAAAAGGGUAUUGGGAUGAGGAGGGUUGCGUUUUUUGUCCAGUUAUUGUCAGUGAAUUUAACUCUGUGUAGAUUGAGAGGAAACAGCAAAAUGACUCUCAGUACAGACACACGAUUUCAUUUACACUUAUUUUCUGUUGUUGGGGUGUUUGUGGUCUGAAUGUACAUAAAUGUAUGUUAAUACUACAGAAAAAGUACUCGGUAUGACGAUCACAGUCAGGCAGUCUGUUCCUAGCUCAGUUUCUGACGGAUCAGCACAUCUCAUGGUCGUUCAAUGACCCUGUUAAAGUGUUCUUUUUCUUCUUUGUUGGUGUUGUGCUAGAGGAGACAACAGAUGGAAGGUUUUUCUUUAAGGCAUUAUAUGGAAAUAGACAAUAAAGCCUCAAAGAAACAAA
Labrus mixtus (cuckoo wrasse) is the source of this 2363-nucleotide messenger RNA. It is a transcript of the gene cdc73, whose product is annotated as cell division cycle 73, Paf1/RNA polymerase II complex component, homolog (S. cerevisiae). Bases 33 to 1625 code for a protein of 530 amino acids. Gene Ontology annotation, cellular component: Cdc73/Paf1 complex. Gene Ontology annotation, molecular function: RNA polymerase II complex binding. The transcript has 17 exons. The record is from RefSeq and is a predicted model, not a curated record. Gene Ontology annotation, biological process: positive regulation of transcription elongation by RNA polymerase II; transcription elongation by RNA polymerase II. NCBI's taxonomy places the organism in Eukaryota, Metazoa, Chordata, Actinopteri, Labriformes, Labridae.